This is a messenger RNA of Phlebotomus argentipes, 3458 nucleotides long. It is a transcript of the gene stumps, whose product is annotated as phosphoinositide 3-kinase adapter protein 1. Gene Ontology annotation, cellular component: cytosol. NCBI's taxonomy places the organism in Eukaryota, Metazoa, Arthropoda, Insecta, Diptera, Psychodidae. Bases 427 to 3270 code for a protein of 947 amino acids. The record is from RefSeq and is a predicted model, not a curated record. Gene Ontology annotation, molecular function: transmembrane receptor protein tyrosine kinase adaptor activity; fibroblast growth factor receptor binding. The transcript is spliced from 5 exons.
GAAAGAGAGGAAAUUUGCUUCAUGGCCUUUUUUCUCCCGUAUGCAAUAUUUUAAUAUUUCCAGAAUUAUUAUUACAUCUCACAUGUGGCUUCUCUGUCGCCUCACUAUCGGUCCCACUUCCUUUCUUUCCCCACAUACACGAGUCGUAUCUCACGAGGCAGAUUUUGCGCGCGCGGUUUCAUAUUAAUGUUCCUCUUUCUGCACAUGUACUUCCCUCGCAUGGAGAAACGAAAUGGCUAUUGUUGAGAAUUAUACUGCAAACGGGUGGAUGACUGCAAAAUUCAGAGGAAGCUCCUUAGUUCACUUGCGACUGUUUCGGCGUCUUGAGUUCACCGUGGGUGCUCUUUUGUGACCGCCAGAGCGAAGCAUCUUGUCUAAGACUGUUGCUUCCUCCCUUGCUCUAAAUGCAUCACUAGUGGGAGAAAUAUGGAUGACAUACUGAUUGUUACGUCGCGCCAGAGCGAACCGGCGAUCCUGUGGGCCAACUAUCUCAAGACUCGCUUCGACAAGAUCACCAAGCAACGAGGACGCAUCGCAUUCAAUUUUCUCCAUGUCAAGAUAGAGGAUGGAAAUCUGUCAGCGGACAUCGUUAGCAGAUGCUUAUCGACAAAGCUACAAAUUGUCAUAAUUUGCCCAUCACUCUUGGCAUUGCCACACUCCCAAUUAAUGACUCAGCUGUCGGCGAUACUCCGUCCCGAGAAGGUUCUGGGACUGCUGCUGGAGAUUGACGAGCUGCGAGUCCUGGACAUUCAUCGCCAGGCUCUGCCCAACUUCAAGCAGUGGCGCAGGUGUGUCGUGCGCAGCAAAGAUCAGUCCUUCGUGGGAAAUGUCUUGGGCAUUGCAACGGAUAUUCUGGGUCCGGCUCUUCGAGAUCAACCACUCAGUAACUCAGUCACCUCAUCUCUGGCUCCUCAAUCCACCCACGAUGCUUUCACAGUGCUGCCGAGGAAGCUGCGAAUGUCCCAGAAUAAGGUUGUUGCCUUACUGACUGAGCCACUCAAGCUCGAAGACAACGUGGUUGUGAAGAUUGAGAAGACAGGAGAAAUGCUCGAAGUUCCAGGAGUGAAAAGACGAAAUCCGUACACUCUUCAAUUCAGCGUUCCCGAAUCUUGCAUGGAAGUCUCCAUGAUGAUUGAAAUUCACAUCGAGAAGAAUGGCAACGAAUUGGGAAGUCGACCUAUUAAGUGUGAAAGUCGUUUGAGGGAAAUGGAACAGAUCCUGAAGGCUCAAGAUUCUCCGCUUGAAUUCAUUUGUCAGUCUUUGGGAAUUUCCUCCGUUGAUCGAGAACGUCUGGAUGGAAGUCUGCUGCAAGCAUUCCAGAAGAACAUACCGCCGAAUUUUCACCUUCUCGCUGGAGAUCACAAAGGAGGAUUUCUGGCCAAUCGCGAGAGCAGUCCCGAAGAGUAUCCUACGUUGCUCCACUUCGCUGCUAAGUGGGGUCUUGAGAAGCUCUCAAUGCAACUUCUGGACUGUCCAGGAGGUGACGUGGCAACAUCUGUACGAAAUGUAAACGGAAAAACUCCUCUUGAUUUGGCAGAGCUCGAAGGACACGUCAAACUAAUUGAUAUCCUGAAAAACUUCACUCAGAUGCACGAGUUCACGACGAUGUAUCACUACUUCAAAGGCAUCAGUGACUCAACCAGCAACAAAGUAAUUGUGGAUUUGAAGAGUGAGAUUAAAGCAUCAAGACCACCCUCAACAACGCCCAAGAAGGCAGAGGAAACCUCAACGAAGGUGCCAGAGUACAUGGAAAUGACAGGCAGCAGCAGUUCGAGCGAUCACGGAUCCUACGGUCCAGUCAAUGCAGUCACGAAUCUCAAUUACAUCAACGUUGAGACCAAGUCAAACUGUGGCGAGGAUGUUUGUGACGGAUUUUCCGGAAUAAGGAUUUCAGAAGAUGAAGUGAUGACAAAUGAACUGAGGAUCAACGAACCUGCCUAUUAUGAGUCCAAAGAUUGCAACAAGACGGACGAUUUCAGCCAGGAGUGUUCCAAUCUGCUGGAAGAGGCCGUGAGCGAUGGUCCAUUGUCGGAUUACCUCGUCCAGCCCUCUAAUCGUCCGGUGACGCUUCAGCAGCAGGACUUUCCGAACUAUCUCACGCAUCCCUCAAACAGACCCGUUGAACCAAGCUAUGUGAACGACACUAUCAUCUCGCCUAUUGCUAAGAUGUCUCCGAGCACACACGAUUCUCACAUGAGAUUCACAUUCAAGCGUCGUGAUGAUGGAAGCAGGUCGGGCACACUGAAAAGACAAGGAAGUGAUACGUCGAAAGUGAGCGUGGACGAUGAACUACUUGAGAUCAUCAAUGAUUUCAAGAACAAUGUAUUCACAAUUACAGAGGUGGAACAGUUGGUGUCCACUUGGCAGAAUCGCAAUGAUGUUCAGCAGAGUUUUAAGGAUAAGCAGCAGCAGCUGCAAGAGAUGCGAGAUGAGUACGAGAGGAUCCAAAGUCGCAUGGAGAAAGACAUGAAGAGACCAACGCCAUUCGAGAGAUUCAAACGCCUGUUCACUAGAAGCAAAAGUCAUGAGAAGUGUGAACGGGAAGUUUCCGGGGGAUCCAAUAGCCAAAGACCAAUAAGUAGUCUGAGUUUGCAGAGUGUCUCGAGUUCCUCGUCGUCAGGAAGGAUGAGUACUGGAAGUGUUUGCAGUGGCACAAGCUUGGGAGACAGCGGAACUCACUCAGAUCAUGAAGAUCGUCGACAGAUGUACAAUUGCCGGGUUGGAGUUCCUGGAAGCCUCAUGGAAAACUACUCAGUGCCUCCAGCUCCAAGAGUGGUUUCUCAACCACCGACUGACCAUCACUAUGUACUCUUUCCAUCAAACGUGCCAGUCUACGGAUCUUCUGCUGCAGUGUCUCCAACAAUCAAUCAUGACUAUUUGAACUUCAAUGGACUCAACACGAUUGAAGAGGCCAAAGAAACGGAUUUUCCCGUAACAGUUCAGCCCAUCAAAAUCCAGAGAAGUGACACUUUGUACAGCAAGAAUAAGAGAGACUCUGGCGAUUUGUGUACCUCCUUCAAAGCCACAACUCCGCCAGUGAUCAAUGACGAAACUUCUCCAGACUCUGACAAGAAUGCCAAAGACACGUCAAUAAGCAAUUCCGACGUCGCCUUCUCGGAACUUGAUCUCCAAACUCAAGAAACAAUUCGCAACUUUAACAGGACCAUCAAAGAGUGCAACGAAGAUCUCCAUCAUGAGCAAACCGCCAAAGUUCCCGAAAACCAUCCAAAUCACGAUUACAUCAAUCUCCAGCUGAACACGGAACCCUGAGGACUUCAGAAAUUCAGCACGGUCCAAUGAGAUUUUUCUAGUAUAUUUAUUUUGCAAGCAUUUUAUUGACACAUUGUGCGAAAGAUUUUUCUAUUUUAUGGUAUAGAUUCGUGCCUUUUCAUACUCCAAAUAUUUGUACUAUUUUCUAUAUGAUUGAGAAAUAAAUGUUGUAUUAAAAGAUAAUGAAA